AUGAAAACCAAACAACCAUACACAAUUACUCUAUUCCCACAACAAGCACACGCUUCCGAUAAAGAUGCAUCAAAAACGCCGGCCAAAUCGCUGAGGCCAUACUUAGCGGAUCAUCAAUACAAGUUAUCCUUAGCCAGACGAGCCUUCAUAAAACCUGCCUUGAACCUACUGGAUAAAUCGACAGCCGAUCUAGUCCCGAUAGAUGAGUGGCUUUUCGGCGCCUCUUUCAUGGAUAAGGUUAAAGAUGCGCAGGCCUGCGAAAAAGUGGCUCCUCGUCAGAGCUCCCGCAGCAACUUUCAAAAUCCCUUCUCAGUCGGUGGAAAAGGCCCAAUCGACACGGAAGCAAGCUUCGCGGGAAACGCGAAAGCCCCUGCCCGGAUAUUUGGCAAUGGUGCGAAGCUAGAAAUAUCUGACUGUUCGCCUCCUACAGUGCCUCUGCCGAAAACACUAUUGCGGCUGAAGAGUCUCGUUGUCAGGACGCAGAUAUGGAAUGGAUCCGUUAUCCAGCAGCCAGCUCGCUUUCCCUGGCGGCAGGGCGUCUGUGGACGUCUCAAGCAGGUUUUUCAAGGCGUCCCUCAGCGCGCCGUUGACACCAUUAUAGCAUCUCUCGCGCCAUCGACUAUCUGCCAAUAUUCAAGCCCUCUGCGCUCCUGGUGGAAAUACGCUCAUCGUCAUCACUGUUCACUGUUUACACCGGAAACCAAAGACGUUCUUCUUUUUCUGUCAGGCCUAUCGCAAACAGUACGUUCCUAUUCUACGCUUAACGUCGCCAGGUCUCGCUUAUUUCAACUAACGCGAUCAGCGACAAAUCUCUCAUCGGGCGGCUCUGUAAAGGCGUCAGCGUGGAGUCAUCUCGUCCAUGCUACGAUUACAUCUGGGAUCCCUCCCCGCUAGUGACGAAACUGGCCACUUUCUUUCCUCACGAAUCCUUAUCGUUAGAAACUCUCACGAAAAAGUUAAUUUUGUUUCUGGCUCUGGCACCAGGUCAGCGUUGCCAAAUCCUAGCGGCGAUUCGUGUCUCGCAAGUUUCGAUCUCGGCGGAGAGGGCUUUCAUUUGUAUUCCAGACUGUCUAAAAACCCCAGAUCGGUCCCAACCAUUGUUAUCAUUUCUCUGCUUCGAGGGACACAGAAAUCUAUGCGUUGUCACCUUGCUCUCUGAUUAUAUUUCGCGGACUCGAGAUAUUCGCCCUUCAAUCUGUAAUUCUCUUUUUAUCGCGUUCAAAUACCCACACAGCAGUGGCACAUCCCAGACUAUCAGUCGCUUAGAUUCACCUUAUCAGAUUGCGGAGUUAACAAUGUCUUUUCCGCACACGCGGCACGCCAUCUCUCGCGGCUCGGAAAGGUGACCCGGUAGAUCUUAUUAAGCGUGCGGCGGGAUGGUCUGGCAAAUCUCGUGUCUUCGCAAAUUUUUGUAAUAGACAGAUUAUAGAUAUAGAUUUGCUAAUGUUAUGGUUUUACGCGCAGACCAAGAAACAUCUUAACUUGGCGCGCCAUGCCGUUUCGGCAGUUUUCCAGAUUGUUUGGUGUUAACUUCAAUGGUUAUUGUUA
This is a messenger RNA of Acromyrmex echinatior (Panamanian leafcutter ant), 1548 nucleotides long. RefSeq lists its product as uncharacterized. NCBI's taxonomy places the organism in Eukaryota, Metazoa, Arthropoda, Insecta, Hymenoptera, Formicidae. The record is from RefSeq and is a predicted model, not a curated record.